This is a messenger RNA of Drosophila kikkawai, 949 nucleotides long. Its product is annotated as rhythmically expressed gene 2 protein. The record is from RefSeq and is a predicted model, not a curated record. Gene Ontology annotation, cellular component: nucleus. NCBI's taxonomy places the organism in Eukaryota, Metazoa, Arthropoda, Insecta, Diptera, Drosophilidae.
AUAUAACAAAUAUACAACAGAAAAAUAUACAUAUAACAGAAAAUAUCUUUGCAGCGACUGGUAACACUGGUCGCCAAAAUGUCGUUGACUUCGCAAUUUGUGCAAAAUUUGAAACGCUUUCGCCUGGUGACAUUCGACGUUACGGACACCCUGCUCCGCCUGGAGGAGCCAAUGCGACACUACCAGAAAACAGCGGAGGAAUGCGGCGUCCCUGGCGUGGACCGUGGCCAGCUGGAGCGCUGCUUUCGCCAGCAGUUCUCGGCCAUGAGCCGCGAGCACCCGAACUUUGGGCGCCAGUCGCCGGAUAUGAUGGACUGGCAGCAGUGGUGGAUGCACUUGGUGUCGCGCACCUUUGCCUGCACCGAUGACAGACUCGAGGCGGAGCAGCUGGAGAGGAUUGGUCGUCGUCUGAUUGCCCUUUUCCGUACAAACGUCUGCUGGCGACACAUCGAGGGUGGCCAGGAGCUGGUGAAGCGCGUCCGGGCGGCCGGCAAAUCUGUGGGCGUCAUCUCAAACUUUGAUCCAUCGCUGCCGCAGGUUCUGGCCGCCAUGGGUUAUGCCGGCAAGUUUGACUUUGUGCUGACCUCCUACGAGGCUGGCGUCAUGAAGCCGGAUAGCCGCAUCUUCCACAUGGCCCUGCAGCGGUUAGGCCUCCAGGCGGAGCAGGCUCUGCACAUAGGCAACAAGCUGGACAUGGACUAUGCGGGCGCACGCAAUAGUGGCUGGAGUGGACUGCUGGUGGACGAGGCGGGGAAGGCGGCCGGCGACAGCAGGCACACCUUUGGUAGCCUGUCCUCGUUGGUGAAGGCCCUGGACAACCAGGAGAUCCAGUGGUGAAACGAGUCUACCUCUUCAACUUGCACGUGGCUGUUUUUUAUUUUUAUUUUUUAUUAAAUGUAGAUUUUUUUUGUUUACGAAUAAGAAACAAAACAGACGUUUAAAUCGUUAA